Aplosporella prunicola CBS 121167 is the source of this 744-nucleotide messenger RNA. Its product is annotated as glycoside hydrolase family 5 protein. The coding region runs from base 80 to 502 and encodes 140 amino acids. NCBI's taxonomy places the organism in Eukaryota, Fungi, Ascomycota, Dothideomycetes, Botryosphaeriales, Aplosporellaceae. The record is from RefSeq and is a predicted model, not a curated record. The transcript has a single exon.
UGCUGAUACAUUCAGGGAAAGGAGGAAGACAAAUCUUCUCUACAAAUCUAUAGAGUAUGUACUUUCUUCGCCAAAGCCGAUGCCGAAUUCUCCAUCAGCAAGGGACUCAACUGCCUUCGCCUACCGUUCUACAAGGUAUCACCACUUUAAAGAUGACAUGAACUCUAAAACAUUAAAAGAGAAGGAAUUCAAGCAUAUGCAUCAGGGAGUCGGCCUCUGCGCCAAGCACAAAACCUAUACUAUCCAUGCCGUACUCGGACAACACUCACCAAUCACGCAGCAUUCUGGGGUCACAGGGUCCAUCACGACCGCGCUAUCUGGGCAUGGGAGCAGAUAUCUGCUUGCUACCUUGGGCCGCUGGAUAUACCCAAUCAACGAGCAGUGCGGUUCCGAACACUGGCUGCUUCUCGCUUUCUACGAUGGGACUGAGCCGGCUAUCCGUGGAAUCGUCACACACUAUUAUAUUUUUGGCCUGCAUGGCAACACGUCCGCGAUGGAGUAGAGGUACUUUGACAAAGCCCCUUGUCUGCUCUAAGCCUACGCAACUCAGUGCAGAAGAUGCUAGCUAUUAGCAUGCUUUCAUUGAAGCAAGCCGCCAAUACGUAGCUAAAAUAAAACGCCCAGGAAUCGCCGUAGAAACUUCCCGCUGUCAUUUGAAGCGCAAAGUUUCCCAAGAACCGAAGAAGCAAAUUUCUAAGAGCAUACGUAAUCUAACUAUCAAGGAAUUCGUCUCAAGCAUCGAAG